AUGCACGCUGGAAGCAGACCGGCAGCUGAGCCGACGCCCAACAAAAUAUCCUUCACUGAUGAGGAUGCGUUCCUGUUCAACCAUCCCCACUCGGACGCCCUAGUGAUCACGGCCCCAAUAACGGCGAUCAAGAUCCACCGAAUAAUGGUUGACACCGGGGCCUAUGCGAGCAUCCUGUAUUACAACACGUUCAAGAAAAUGGGGAUUGACAGGAAGGAAGUGCAACCCUGCCGGGAGCAGAUCCAAGGGUUUAACGGUCAAAUGACAACCCCCGUUGGUCAGGUAACGCUGCCGAUCAAGUUCGGGGAGAAGGGGCAGCCCACGCGAACAAUUCUGGAAACUUUCAAGAUAGUGGACUGCCCGAGCGAAUACAACGCCAUCCUGGGCAGGACGGCUCUCUACAAGCUGAGGGGAGCCAUCUCUAUUUUCUAUUACUCCAUCAAGUUCCCGACCUUGGACGGGGAAGGGACUCAUCGGGGAGACCAGAGAGAAACCGACCUGUUGUAA
This is a messenger RNA of Striga hermonthica, 507 nucleotides long. The record is from the annotation of a GenBank genome assembly. NCBI's taxonomy places the organism in Eukaryota, Viridiplantae, Streptophyta, Magnoliopsida, Lamiales, Orobanchaceae.